Messenger RNA from Lathyrus oleraceus (garden pea), 1856 nucleotides. RefSeq lists its product as uncharacterized. The record is from RefSeq and is a predicted model, not a curated record. Lineage: Eukaryota; Viridiplantae; Streptophyta; Magnoliopsida; Fabales; Fabaceae. The transcript is spliced from 6 exons. Bases 143 to 1588 code for a protein of 481 amino acids.
AACAAAAAUUAAAAGAUAUAAACUGCAAAUUAAUUUGGUUCCAAAACCAUUAGUUUAACUUUAAAUCUUUAACAUGAUGUAAUAAACCCGGCCGCAUCAGAGUUCUACUACUUCCUCAUUGAAUAUUAAUUUCCAGCGGUUCAUGAUCGCAUCACGAAUCCAGUACCACCGACGAAGAUUCUGGAAGUGGUGGUUCCUCACCGUGCUACUUUCGUUCGUUUCAUUUCGUGCAGAGAUUCAAUUGGAUCCAGAAAAUCGAGAGCUUGAUUCCAUGGCGUAUAGAAGAAAACAAUACGGAACUUCAAAGUCUUCUCCUUCGAUUUUCGAAAACGAAGCAAUUCGAAACCCUAACCCUAAUCCUGUUACACCUUCUUCCUCUUCUUCCAACUAUGAAGGCGUUGACACUUCUUCGUCUUCACUUGCUGCUAAAGCUAUCAGAGCUUCUUCGGCGCGGCGUGAUUCUUCGCUCUCGUCUCUUUAUGGUCACUCCAAUCUCUCCUCUCAUCGUUCUCAACCUACUCCAACUGUUCCUCCAUCCGCCAAGGAUUCAAGAGCUUAUGAAUAUACAUCUAUGAAGAGAUUGGAUGAGUCAAAGAAUGGAUUUUGGGGUGUUCUUGCUAGAAAAGCAAAAUCAAUGAUUGAGGAUGAUGGUUUAACACGGGAAUCUGAAAUGCCCGGGACACCAAGGUCACAAUUUCCUGGUGUAUCAUCUACGGGCAAGGGCCAAAAUUUGAAUCACUUAGAGGAGGGAAAUCUCAAAAGGGACAGUCCAACAAUUAUUAGGGGGUUAGGUGCGAUCACAUCCUCGCUUACUCAUAUUGGUGGCACCAUUGGUAAAUCUUUCGAGGAAGGUUUUACAAUUGUUGAGAAUCGGACUUCAGAUAUCAUUCAGGAAACCCGUAAACAUAUCAGGAAAAAGCCAAGCAUUUUAGUACAAAAUCAGGAAACAAACCAUUCUACUACGUUGCAAGAACCCCAGGUGCGGACCCAGAAGUCGCCAAAGCAAGCAGACCAAGAACUUCAGCUGAAGGCAUCUCGCGACGUUGCAAUGGCAAUGGCUGCCAAAGCAAAAUUGCUUCUUCGGGAGUUGAAGACUGUCAAAGCUGAUCUGGCAUUUGCAAAGGAUCGAUGUGCUCAAUUAGAGGAAGAAAAUAAAAUCCUCCGUAUAAAUCGCGAAAGGGGAGAUAGCCAAGAUGAUGAUGAUUUGGUGCGACUUCAACUUGAAACUCUUCUAGCUGAGAAAGCUCGCUUGGCCCAUGAGAACUCGGUUUAUGCCCGUGAGAAUCGCUUUCUGAGGGAGGUUGUUGAAUAUCAUCAGCUUACAAUGCAGGAUGUUGUCUACUUAGACGAGAGCAAUGAGGAAGUCUCUGAAGUUAAUCCUCUUAACCUACCCCAAGUGCCUAUUAUGUCCCUAGAUUCCAUUACUCCAUCUGCAACAUCCCUAUCACUGCCUUCAGAAGCCAAACUUGGCUUGGGCUCUGAAUUAACAAGAAACAUUUCAUGUCCCGUAUCAGGAAAGAAUGUAAAGGAUUCAACGAGUUCUGAAGUGACAGGCAUCUCUUCUAUAGCUGGAAAGGAUAUAAAAUGACAUGAAAUUCUUCUAUUACAAUGGUGAUGUAGAGUUUUUGGUGCCUUCAUGAUUUGCGAUUUAUAUGUUGCUCGUUUUAUAUAUCUUGGGUGACAUUAGUUUGAUGUAAUUUUGUACCUUAUAUCGUGUAACAUCAUUAGUGUUUUUUAACUUUUAAUUUUUAUAGUACCUGCAUAUAUAACCCAAGUCAGCUAUUUUCUGUAUAGCAAUAUUUGCCACAAGCCAACAUAAAAAGUCUGUAUAUCAAAGUACUGUUAUUUCUCGUUCA